Daphnia carinata is the source of this 2117-nucleotide messenger RNA. RefSeq names its product angiotensin-converting enzyme 2-like. Gene Ontology annotation, biological process: proteolysis. Gene Ontology annotation, cellular component: plasma membrane. Gene Ontology annotation, molecular function: peptidyl-dipeptidase activity; metallopeptidase activity. The transcript has 9 exons. The record is from RefSeq and is a predicted model, not a curated record. The coding region runs from base 83 to 2065 and encodes 660 amino acids. Lineage: Eukaryota; Metazoa; Arthropoda; Branchiopoda; Diplostraca; Daphniidae.
UACAAUCAUCGAAAGAGAAACAAAUGUUCAAUUAACUUUGUUCUGCAGUGUAGUUGUCGGUGGGACCUCAUCAAAACACGAAAUGGCAGACGCCAAGGCUCUUCUUUUUCUGGCCCUUGUUUGCUGUUCGGCCUUAGCCGUUAGCAUCAAAUCGAAGGGGCGAUUGAAUUCAAAUGAAGCAGACGCCAUCGCAUUCCUAGACCAGUACAAUACCGAGUAUGCUCCAAUUCUUAACCAAUAUGUUAUUGCUUCGUGGAAUUAUGAAACCAAUUUGACUGAUGCAAACGCAGCUGCCGUUGGGGAAGCUGGAGCUGUAGCAGGGGCCUAUUAUGCUCAGGCAAGUGCCACUGCUGCCACAUUUGACACGACCAAUUUCUCUGAAGACACCAAACGCCAAUUGUCUUACUUGGAUUCCGUCAGUCUGGAUGACGCUGAAUCGGAAGAGCUGUACAACCUACUUAGUGAAAUGGGGUCAAUUUAUGCCAGUUACCAGGCUUGCAGGACGAACCCGACAACCGGAGUCAACGAAUGCAUGUAUUUAGAGCCGGAACUGACGGAACUGAUGGCGAAAGUAGGAAAUUACGACGAUCAUUUGUGGGCAUGGGAAGCUUGGCACAAUGGAGUCGGUCGCCAACUGCGUCCGCUUUAUCUGCGCUACGUCGAACUGUCCAACAAACAAGCCCAGCUCAACGGAUACGCCGAUUACGGAGACCAAUGGCGUCAGAAAUACGAGACGACCGAAUUGGAAACGAUUGUCCAAGACUUGUACGCCCAGGUGGAGCCGUUGUACAAGCAACUGCACGCUUACAUCCGCCGUAAGCUCUACGACACUUACGGGCCGGACAAGGUGGAUUUGCGCGGACCUCUGCCCGCUCAUUUGCUGGGCGACAUGUGGGGCCGUUUCUGGGUCAAUUUGAACGAAAUCGCCAUCCCUUAUCCGGAGAAACCGUCGACUGAUCCCACACCGGAAAUGAUCCGCCAAAAUUACACCGUCGAGCGCAUGUUCCGCACCGGAAACGAUUUCUACACCUCCAUGGGAUUGUACCCGGUGCCCGACACUUUCUGGAACAUGUCCAUGUUGGAGAAACCCACAGACGGGCGAGAAGUCGCUUGCCACGCCACGGCCUGGGAUUUCUACGACGGCAAAGAUUUCCGCAUCCGAAUGUGCGCCCGAGUUGUCUUUGAAGAUUUCCAGACCGUCCACCACGAAUUGGGACACAUUCAAUACUUUAUGCAAUACGCAUUUCAGCCACUCAACUACAGGGAUGGAGCCAAUGACGGAUUCCAUGAGGCGGUCGGAGAGCUAAUGUCUAUGAGCUUUUCAACUACCAAACAUCUCAAUACGCUUGGUCUACUUAACGUCCCCGAUGAUAUUGAUGUGGAUAUGAACUUUUUGCUGUUCCAAGCCUUGAACACCAUUUCGACUCUUCCGUUCCAUUUGACUCAAGACACUUGGCGUUGGAGUAUGUUCCGCGGUGAUAUCCCGGCUGCAGAACUUAACGACCAGUAUUGGGCCGAAAAAGCUCGCGUAGUAGGAGUGGCGCCACCUGUUGGACGUGAUCCAGCGAGCGAUCUGGAUAUUACAGCCAUUUUCCACGUCUGCAACGAUUACGACAUGAUCCGUUAUUUUAUGCGCACCUUCUUCCAAUACCAAUUCAAUGAAGUACUUUGCACAGCAGCUGGUCAUGAGGGGCCUCUUUACAAAUGCGAUUUUUACAACUCGACUGCGGCUGGAGAUGCUCUUGCGGAAAUGUUGAAACUGGGAGCUUCAAAACCCUGGCAAGAUGCCAUGGAAGCCAUGACCGGCCAACGUGAUGUUCUUGCUACUCCUCUUCUUAAUUACUUUGCGCCAUUACAAGCGUGGUUAGAGGCCGAGAAUGCGAAAAAUGGCGACUUCAUUGGGUGGGAUCUGCCUGCUACCAAAGAAAAAGCUCCCGUACUCUUGAAAGACAAACUGCGAGGCAAACUGGAUGUGACCUCUCCAAAAAUUAACAAAGAGGCUGCCAAAUAUCUGGCACCAAUUUUUGCCGAGGCACUCCAAUCGUUGCGUAAGGUUCGAUUGUAAACCGUCAUGAUACAACACGACCCCGCUAAUUCAAAUAAAAUUAUCAUUCAAA